Messenger RNA from Olea europaea var. sylvestris, 867 nucleotides. RefSeq names its product purple acid phosphatase 23-like. Gene Ontology annotation, molecular function: acid phosphatase activity; metal ion binding. The transcript is spliced from 3 exons. The annotation marks the transcript as partial. The record is from RefSeq and is a predicted model, not a curated record. Lineage: Eukaryota; Viridiplantae; Streptophyta; Magnoliopsida; Lamiales; Oleaceae.
UGCCAUGGCGUCCCGCUAACGGCAGGAUCAGAAUAUUCCAUUUCCAAAUAAUACUACAGUAUUAUCCCAAAAGUGGCAUCAAAAAAGAAAAGAAAAGAAAUCUUCUAAACGGUGGUUGCGAGACAAUGAAGUGUUAAUUUGAUGGUUGUUGAUGAAGAAGAGCAUUCUGCUAAUCACAAGUCUAGGAAUUAUAUGCCCUUCAUGGAGAAAUAUGAACUUUUUACUUCUUCAACAAUUUUGCUACUCGCAGUGAUGAAUAUGGUGAUAGCUGGAUUAUCGCAGCGAAUUCCCACAACCUUAGAAGGUCCGUUUAAGCCCACAACUCGUAGUUUCGAUCCUUCGUUGCGCCGUGGCAGCGAUGAUUUGCCUAUGAAUCAUCCAAGGUUACGGAAAAAUGUGACCUCAAAUUUCCCUGAACAGAUUGCUCUUGCAUUGUCUACUCCAACUUCAAUGUGGAUUUCUUGGGUCACUGGGGAUGCACAGAUUGGAUUGAAUGUGACGCCAGUCGAUCCGUCAACAGUGGGCAGCGAGGUGUGGUAUGGGAAGGAAAGGGGAAAGUACAGUGGAAAGCAAACUGGUGUCUCAGUGAUUUAUAAUCAGUUGUAUCCAUUUGAGGGCCUCUGGAAUUACACAUCUGGUAUCAUCCAUCAUGUGAAGAUUGAUGGUCUUGAACCUGAAACAAAGUAUUACUACAAGUGUGGCGAUAGUUCUUUAAAAGCAAUGAGUGAGGAACUUGUAUUUGAAACCUUACCGUUGCCUGGCUCUGGCAAGUAUCCUGGUCGAAUAGCAGUUAUAGGAGAUUUAGGACUUACCAGCAAUUCUACAACUACAAUCGAUCAUCUUAUUAAGAAUGAUCCUUCGAUGAUU